Molecule: messenger RNA, 1680 nt
Organism: Phragmites australis (common reed)
Lineage: Eukaryota; Viridiplantae; Streptophyta; Magnoliopsida; Poales; Poaceae
Product: calreticulin-3-like
Exons: 14
Coding region: 66-1343 (425 amino acids)
Biological process (GO): protein folding
Cellular component (GO): endoplasmic reticulum; endoplasmic reticulum membrane
Molecular function (GO): calcium ion binding
Source: RefSeq, a predicted model, not a curated record
UUGGUCGAAGCGCUUACUAGCAAGCUGCAGUUAGGCAAGCUCCCCUCGCCGCCUCUUCUCCGGCGAUGGGUCGCCGCCGCCGCGACGGCCUCCACCGGCUGCUGUGCCGGCUCCUCGUGCUCUCGUCGCUGCUGCUCCUCGCGUCCGGUGAGGUCUUCUUCGAGGAGCGCUUCGAAGAUGGUUGGGAGACUCGGUGGGUGAAAUCUGAUUGGAAAAGGAGCGAAGGGAAAGCUGGAACGUUCAAACACACGGCAGGAAGAUAUUCUGGAGAUCCUGAUGACAAAGGCAUACAAACAACACUGGACGCUAGACAUUUUGCUAUCUCAGCCAAAUUUCCUGAAUUCAGUAACAAGAAUCGGACACUGGUGGUCCAGUACUCCAUUAAGUUUGAGCAGGAUAUCGAAUGUGGUGGUGGCUAUAUUAAGCUUAUGUCUGGUUAUGUCAACCAGAAAAGAUUUAGUGGGGAUACUCCAUACAGCUUGAUGUUUGGACCAGAUUUAUGUGGUACUCAAACAAAGAAGCUCCACCUUAUACUUUCUUAUCAAGGGCAGAAUUACCCCAUCAAGAAAGAUCUACAGUGUGAGACAGACAAGUUAACACAUGUGUACACUUUCAUUCUUAGGCCUGACGCGUCUUAUAGCUUACUUGUUGAUAACCGUGAAAGAGAAUCCGGGAGCAUGUACACUGAUUGGGACAUCCUUCCUCCUCGUAAAAUUAAGGAUGUUCAUGCCAAAAAGCCUAAGGAUUGGGAUGACAGAGAAUAUAUUGAAGAUCCCGAUGCAGUUAAGCCAGAGGGCUAUGAUUCUAUUCCGAAACAGAUCCCUGAUCCGAAGGACAAAAAGCCUGACUCAUGGGAUGACGAUGAUGAUGGCAUAUGGAAGCCUAGAAUGAUACCAAAUCCAGCAUACAAGGGACCAUGGAAACGCAAGAAAAUUAAGAAUCCUAACUACAAGGGUAAAUGGAAGAUCCCUUGGAUUGAUAAUCCAGAGUUUGAGGAUGAUCCAGAUCUUUAUGUACUGAAACCUUUGAAGUAUAUCGGAAUUGAAGUUUGGCAGGUAAAAGCUGGUUCAGUUUUCGACAACAUUCUGAUUUGUGAUGACCCUGAGUAUGCAAGAAAGGUUGUCAAUGAAACUUGGGGUGCGAAUAAGGAGGCUGAAAAGGAGGCUUUUGAAGAAGCUGAAAAGGAGAGGAAAGCUAGAGAAGAUAGGGAAGCUCAACAAGCAAGAGAGGAAGGAGAGCGGCACCGAAGAGAGAGGGGUGAUCGGCACCGUGGCAGGGAUUACAAGGACAGAUACAAAAAACGUUACAGGGAUUACGGGGAUGACUACCAUGAUGAGCUGUGAAGUCCCCAAAAUAUUGCAUUCUUCGAAGCAUAAGCUGGAAGUUAGGAUGGACAUUGCGUGACAGUUUUCACCUUAAUCGAUUCGUCAGGCCAGAACAACCUGAAGUGUUUCUUGUUAUGUGCCAAGAAAAUGAUUAAAUUCCAGGAUUGAGAUGAAAUGGGCAAGACUGAAGAUCGUUCCUGCUUCCUAGGCAACAGCAGGACAUUAGGCUCUGGCACUGAAAUAGUUGAAAGAGAUUUGUGUUGUGCCUGUAAUUUUACACGGCGCUGGUGAUGUACUACCGUUGUAAACUCAAAACGUUGUCUUUGCCCAUAUGAACAAUGUAAUGUUGACCAUA